AUGACAAACGCAAAGCAGGGAAGCCAUGGAGGCUCAACGCAUAGCUCCGUGCCAAAUGCUAAGAAUGCUUCCAUCCGAGUCGGGAUUCGUGAUGGAGUGACUGGAGAGUUCAAUUUGGUGCCUCGAGCGGAAGCUGUAGUCUCAGUCUUUGACUCAAAUUUCCUUGUCGGCGAUGGCAUCUGGGAAGGCAUUCGUGCAAACAAGGGCCGAGUUCAGUUUGCCAAAGAGCACAUAAAUCGCCUCUUCCAGUCAGCGAAAGCCAUGUACAUGGACCUCGGUCUAGCAAAAGGCGACCUUCUCGACCUAAUUCACCAGACGCUUGAUGCGAAUGACAUGGGCGAUGAUGAGCAUGUUCACAUCCGACUUGUCGUGAGUCGUGGUCUGAAAGCUACUCCGUACCAAAAUCCAAAAGUCAACAUCGGCCUUCCCCUCAUCGUCAUCAUUCCGGAGUCUAAGGCAGUUGACCCCAACUCCAAGUCAAGAGGUCUGAGACUCGCGACAACGUGGGUCCGUCGUGGACCCCCUGAUGUCAAGGACGAGCAGUGGAAUCACAUCUCAAAAGCCACAGACGUUCAAGCUUGCAUUCACGCCAAUGUGAUGAACGUUGACGAGGCUCUCAUGCUUGACCUACGCGGUUUUGUCAAGACAUGCAACUCUGUCAACUUCUUCAUUGUUCGAGGUGAUGAAGUCUGGGCUCCUACCAAGGAUAACCAGAUGCAGGGAAUCACCCGUCAAAAGACUAUCGACGUUUGCCGAGCGAAUGGCAUUACUGUUCGAGAACUAGACUUUACACUCACGGAAGCCUAUGGAGCAGAUGAAGCCUUUUGCACAGGGACUUUCCCCUCACAAAUCCAUGUUACUGAGAUUGACGGUCGAGUAGUCGGCGAUGGAAAGAGAGGUGUUGUUACAGAGAGGAUACAGCAGCUGUACUCGGAGCUUGUAAGGAAAGAUGUGGAAAGGUCAAGGGAGAAGAUCAAGGCCGAAGUGGUUAGUCCACGAGACUUGUCGUUCUUGAAGUCAAAACUGUAA
Molecule: messenger RNA, 1029 nt
Organism: Fusarium redolens
Lineage: Eukaryota; Fungi; Ascomycota; Sordariomycetes; Hypocreales; Nectriaceae
Product: aminotransferase
Exons: 3
Coding region: 1-1029 (342 amino acids)
Biological process (GO): carboxylic acid metabolic process
Molecular function (GO): catalytic activity
Source: RefSeq, a predicted model, not a curated record